CGGUGCUGGGAUGGGGGAGAACAGGAGAGAAGCAAGACCCCAUGUGGAAGGGCAUCCACCCUCAGAAGGCCACCUUAACGUGAUGAUUUCCCUAGUUCUCUCCCACCACAUUCCCAAACCUCACUUCUUAGCCUCCUCCCCAGCCACCACCACCCCCCUCCAAGAUCUCCUCCAAGUAGAGCCACCAAUGCCAGGCAAUGCAUGCCCACCCACCCUGCUGUGCCAGGUUUGAAACGCGCCCACAGGUCACCAGCAGCUGCCCGUUUCCACCCAAGCCACCACAUCCAUGUCACCUGGACGGUGCUUCUCCAGCCAACCACCCCACCACCCACACACCCUGUCUAGAUGCCCCAGUAACCUCCUGUACUUCCCUCAGGGACAGCCCGCCCGCCCACUGGAGAUGCUCUUCCCUUUGACACCACCCCCCAUCUCGUGUCCCUUGCUCCCCAGAGACAGCUCAUAACUCCAGCAAUCUUCAGUACAUGUGGUCAGCUACACUUCAGGGAAGUCACGGGCUCACAGGCACCUCCUGUUGCCCCAGGCUCACCACACCUCCACCUCCCCUUUUACUACGUGCCAGCUUCCCUCAGGUCGCCUGUGAUGCUGCCGUCCCCCGUCGCCCCGUGGCCCCACGAUGACCCACAGCCCCGCCACAAGCGAGGAAGAGGAACGACACAGUGCCAGCGAGUGUCCCGAGGGGGGCUCAGAGUCAGACAGCUCCCCAGACGGGCCAGGGAGAGGCCUCCGGGGGACCCGGGGCCGGGGCAGUGGGGCACCUGGUAGCUUGGCCUCAGUCCGAGGCCUCCAGGGCCGCUCCAUGUCUGUCCCGGACGACGCCCACUUCAGCAUGAUGGUCUUCCGAAUUGGCAUCCCCGACCUGCACCAGACAAAAUGCCUUCGCUUCAACCCAGAUGCCACCAUCUGGACAGCCAAGCAGCAGGUGCUCUGCGCCCUCAGCGAGAGCCUUCAGGACGUCCUUAACUACGGCCUGUUCCAGCCAGCCACCUCAGGCCGGGAUGCCAACUUCUUGGAGGAAGAGAGACUGCUGAGGGAGUAUCCCCAGUCUUUUGAGAAAGGGGUACCCUACCUGGAGUUCCGCUACAAGACCCGAGUUUACAAACAGACCAACCUGGAUGAGAAGCAGCUGGCCAAGUUGCACACAAAGACGGGGUUGAAGAAGUUUCUGGAAUACGUACAGCUUGGAACAUCAGACAAGGUUGCAAGACUGCUGGACAAGGGGCUGGAUCCCAAUUACCACGACUCGGAUUCAGGAGAGACACCUUUGACCCUGGCGGCCCAGACUGAAGGUUCGGUAGAGGUGAUUCGAACUCUGUGCCUGGGUGGGGCUCACAUCGACUUCAGGGCGCGGGAUGGCAUGACAGCAUUACACAAAGCGGCGUGUGCCCGGCACUGCCUAGCCCUCACGGCACUCCUGGACCUUGGGGGCUCCCCCAACUACAAAGACCGCCGGGGGCUGACCCCUCUGUUCCACACGGCUAUGGUGGGGGGCGACCCUCGCUGCUGCGAGCUGCUUCUGUACAACAGAGCUCAGCUGGGCAUUGCGGAUGAGAAUGGCUGGCAGGAAAUCCACCAGGCCUGCCAGCGGGGCCAUUCCCAGCAUCUGGAACAUCUGCUCUUCUAUGGGGCUGAGCCAGGAGCCCAGAACGCCUCUGGAAACACAGCCUUGCACAUCUGUGCCCUCUACAACAAGGAGACCUGCGCCAGAAUCCUCCUCUACCGGGGUGCCAACAAGGAUGUGAAAAAUAAUAAUGGGCAGACAGCCUUCCAGGUAGCUGUGAUUGCUGGGAACUUUGAGCUGGGGGAGCUGAUCCGAAACCACCGGGAACAGGACGUGGUGCCCUUCCAGGAGUCCCCCAAGUAUGCAGCCCGGCGUCGGGGAGCCCCAGGUGCAGGGCUGACAGUGCCCCCCGCAUUGCUGAGAGCUAACAGUGACACCAGCAUGGCGCUGCCCGACUGGAUGGUGUUUUCUGCCCCAGGGGCCUCAUCCUCUGGGACCCCUGGCCCUACCUCAGGGCCUCAGGGCCAGUCGCAGCCCUCAGCCCCCAGCAGCAAGCUCAGCAGUGGGACCCUCCGAAGUGCCAGCAGUCCCCGGGGCGCCAGGGCGCGCUCCCCAUCCCGAGGGAGACACCCUGAAGAGACCAAGAGACAGCCUCGAGGUCGGCCCAGCUCCAGUGGGACGCCCCGUGAAGGGCCAGCCGGGAGCACAGGGGGUUCAGGGGGCCCUGGGGGCUCCCUGGGCAGUCGAGGGAGGCGAAGGAAGCUGUACUCAGCAGUACCUGGACGCUCCUUUAUGGCUGUGAAGUCGUACCAGGCACAAGCCGAGGGGGAGAUCUCCCUGAGUAAGGGCGAGAAGAUCAAAGUGCUCAGCAUCGGGGAAGGAGGCUUCUGGGAAGGCCAAGUCAAAGGUCGUGUUGGUUGGUUCCCUUCUGACUGCCUGGAAGAGGUGGCAAACCGCUCACAGGAGGGAAAACAAGAAAGCCGCAGUGACAAGGCAAAGAGGCUCUUCCGGCAUUAUACCGUGGGCUCCUACGACAGCUUCGAUGCCCCAAGUCUGAUGGAUGGGAUUGACUCAGGGAGCGAUUACAUCAUCAAGGAGAAGACAGUCCUGCUCCAGAAGAAGGACAGUGAGGGGUUCGGGUUUGUGCUCCGGGGGGCCAAGGCGCAGACCCCCAUCGAGGAGUUCACCCCCACCCCGGCCUUCCCGGCGCUGCAGUACCUUGAGUCCGUGGACGAGGGUGGCGUGGCAUGGCGGGCUGGACUGCGAAUGGGAGACUUCCUCAUCGAGGUGAAUGGGCAGAAUGUGGUGAAAGUCGGCCACCGCCAGGUGGUGAACAUGAUCCGCCAAGGAGGCAACACGCUGAUGGUCAAGGUGGUGAUGGUGACCAGACAUCCGGACAUGGAUGAGGCCGUGCAUAAGAAAGCAUCCCAGCAGGCUAAGAGGCUCCCGCCCCCAGCCAUCUCCCUUCGUUCCAAGUCUAUGACCUCAGAGCUGGAGGAAAUGGUCUCCCCCUGGAAGAAGAUGAUUGAAUAUGAUCAACAGCCGGCGCCCGUGCCCAGUAUGGAGAAAAAGCGGACAGUGUACCAGAUGGCACUCAACAAACUGGACGAAAUCCUGGCUGCAGCUCAGCAGACCAUCGGUGCAAGCGAGAGUCCUGGACCUGGUGGCCUCACAUCCCUGGGCAAACAUCGGCCAAAAGGGUUCUUUGCCACUGAGUCGAGCUUCGAUCCUCAUCACCGCUCCCAGCCAACUUACGAACGCCCGUCCUUCCUGCCACCCGGCCCUGGGCUUAUGCUCAGGCAGAAGUCGAUUGGGGCUGCGGAGGAUGACAGACCCUACCUGGCACCCCCAGCCAUGAAGUUCAGCCGUAGCCUGUCUGUCCCUGGUUCAGAGGACAUACCCCCACCACCCACUACGUCCCCACCAGAGCCUCCCUACAGCACACCCCCGGCCCCUUCCUCCUCUGGCCGUCUCACCCCCUCCCCCCGGGGAGGUCCGUUCAAUCCUGGCUCUGGGGGUCCCCUCCCCGCUUCAUCUCCCUCGUCCUUUGAUGGGCCCUCCCCUCCUGACACCCGAAUAGGGAGCCGGGAGAAGAGCUUAUACCACGGUGGUCCCUUGCCCCCCGCCCAUCACCACCCACCCCAUCACCAUCACCACCACGCCCCGCCCCCCCAGUCCCACCACCACCACGCGCACCCCCCACACCCUCCAGAGAUGGAGACUGGGGGCUCCCCCGAUGACCCCCCGCCCCGCUUGGCUCUGGGACCCCAACCUAGCCUGCGAGGCUGGCGGGGCGGAGGACCCAGCCCGACCCCAGGGGCUCCAUCGCCUUCCCACCACGGCAGCAGCGGCAGCGGGGGUGCCUCGCAGGCUCCGGCCCUGCGCUACUUCCAGCUGCCCCCUAGGGCGGCAAGCGCGGCCAUGUACGUGCCGGCCCGCUCGGGCCGAGGCCGCAAGGGUCCGCUGGUCAAACAGACCAAAGUGGAAGGCGAACCCCAGAAGGGUGGCCUCCCACCCGCGGCGUCCUCUCCCACGUCCCCAGCGUCGCCGCAGCCACCGCCUCCGGCCGCGCCGGCGGAAAAGAACUCCAUCCCCAUCCCCACCAUCAUCAUCAAAGCUCCAUCCACCAGUAGCAGCGGUCGCAGCAGCCAGGGCAGCAGCACGGAGGCCGAGCCCCCCAGCCAGCCCGAGGGCGCGGGCGGCGGAGGCUCCUCCCCCAGCCCGGCCCCUACCACGUCCCCGGUACCACCGUCCCCGUCGCCCGUGCCAACCCCCGCGUCGCCCAGUGGCCCGGCCACGCUCGAUUUCACCAGCCAGUUUGGAGCAGCCCUGGUGGGCGCCGCGAGGAGGGAGGGAGGCUGGCAGAAUGAAGCCCGCCGACGCUCCACGCUGUUCCUCUCCACCGACGCUGGGGAUGAGGACGGAGGCGACAGUGGUCUGGGUGCGGGGACCCCCCCGGGUCCCCGGCUGCGCCAUUCCAAAUCCAUCGAUGAAGGCAUGUUCUCAGCCGAGCCCUACCUCCGGCUGGAGUCCGGGGGCAGCAGUGGCGGAUACGGGGCCUACGCAGCAGGCGGCCGAGCCUACGCGGGCAGCAGCGCCUUCACCAGUUUUCUACCCCCACGGCCCCUCGUGCACCCGCUCACGGGCAAGGCCUUGGAUCCUGCCUCCCCACUCGGGCUGGCCCUGGCCGCCAGGGAGCGAGCCCUGAAGGAGUCCUCAGAAGGUGGGAGCACCCCGCAGCCGCCGCCUAGACCACCAUCCCCGCGCUACGACGCUCCGCCGCCCAGCCUGCACCACCACUCGCCCCACCACGCGCAUCACGAACCGGUGCUGCGCCUCUGGGGGGACCCCUCGCGCAGGGAGCUGGGGUACCGGGCAGGCCUGGGGAGUCAGGAGAAGGCCCUGCCAGCUAGUCCUCCAGCAGCCCGUCGCUCCCUGCUGCAUCGCUUGCCCCCGACGGCUCCCGGGGUCGGGCCACUCCUGCUACAGUUGGGCCCAGAGCCCCCCACUCCGCAUCCCAGCGUGAGCAAGGGCUGGCGCUCAGCAGCCUCGGAGGAGCCCGAGAGGCUGCCCCUGCACGUGCGGUUCCGUGAGAACUGCCAACCCCGGCCCUCGGUGGCGGGCAGCAGGGCAUCCUCUACCGAGGACGGGCCUGGGGUCCCACCGCCCAGCCCUGGCCGUGCCAUCCCCGCCUCUCCCACUUCUCCCCGGGGCAGCGAAGAGAACGGCCUUCCUCUGCUGGUCCUGCCUCCGCCUGCCCCGUCCGUGGAUGUGGAUGAUGGCGAGUUCCUAUUUGUGGAGCCUCUGCCUCCGCCCCUGGAGUUCUCCAAUAGUUUUGAAAAGCCCGAGUCGCCCCUCACGCCCGGGCCUCCCCACGCCCUGCCCGACCCUCCCGCCCCAGCCACCCCACUGCCCCCGGCGCAGCCCCCUGCUGUCACCCCUGCCCCUCCCACCCUGGACUCCACCGCUUCUAGCCUGACGUCCUACGACAGCGAGGUGGCCACGCUGACCCAGGGGGCUCCGGCGGCUUCUGGGGACCCACCACCCCCAGGUCCUCCGGCUCCAGCAGCACCAGCUCCUCCGGCCCCACAGCCUGGCCCGGACCCUCCACCAGGCACGGAUUCUGGUAUCGAGGAAGUGGACAGUAGGAGCAGCAGUGACCACCCGUUGGAGACCAUCAGUAGUGCGUCUACACUCAGCAGUCUAUCUGCGGAAGGAGGUGGCAACGCAGGGGUUGGGGUGGGGAGUGGGGCCGGGGUAGCCAGUGGGCCAGAGCUACUGGACACCUACGUGGCCUACCUGGAUGGCCAGGCCUUCGGGGGGAGUGGGACUCCUGGCCCACCAUACCCUCCCCAGCUUAUGACUCCUUCCAAGCUAAGGGGCCGGGCUUUGGGGUCCAGCGGAAGCCUUCGGCCUGGACCCAGUGGGGGACUUCGCGACCCUGUCACUCCCACGAGCCCCACGGUCUCUGUGACGGGAGCGGGAACGGAUGGGCUACUGGCCCUGAGUGCUUGUUCGGGACCUUCGACCGUUGGUGUGACUGGGGGUCCCGUGGCGGUGGAGUCAGAAGGCCUACCGGUGCCCUUGCCCACUGUCUCGUCUCUGCCUCGGAAGCUGUUGCCAUGGGAAGAGGGCCCUGGCCCCCCACCACCUCCCCUCCCUGGGCCCCUAGCCCAGCCUCAGGCCUCUGCCUUGGCCACUGUCAAAGCCAGCAUCAUCAGCGAACUCAGCUCCAAGCUCCAGCAGUUUGGGGGGUCCUCGGCAGCUGGAGGAGCUCUUCCGUGGGCCCGGGGAGGCAGCGGGGGCAGCGGGGACAGCCACCAUGGGGGAGCCAGCUACGUCCCCGAGAGGACUUCCUCCCUGCAGCGGCAAAGACUCUCUGAAGACUCGCUCCUCUCCAAACCUGUCGGCAGCCUCUUUCAGAACUGGCCCAAACCCCCUCUGCCACCGCUCCCCAGUGGAACCGGUGUCUCCCCUUCAGCUGCUGCAGCCCCAGGAGCCACUUCCCCCUCAGCGUCUUCCUCCUCCACAUCGACCAGACACCUACAGGGCGUGGAGUUUGAGAUGAGACCCCCUCUGCUCCGCCGGGCACCCAGCCCCUCGCUGCUGCCUGCCUCGGACCACAAGGUCAGCCCUGCACCCAGGCCCUCGUCUCUGCCCAUCUUGCCUUCAGGACCCCUCUACCCUGGCCUCUUCGACAUCCGAGGAUCUCCGACAGGAGGGGCAGGAGGCUCAGCUGACCCCUUUGCCCCGGUCUUCGUGCCCCCGCACCCGGGAAUAUCGGGGGGUCUCGGAGGAGCCUUGUCUGGGGCCUCUCGCUCCCUGUCACCCACCCGUCUGCUUUCCUUGCCCCCGGACAAGCCCUUUGGAGCUAAACCUCUGGGGUUCUGGACCAAGUUCGAUGUGGCUGAUUGGCUGGAGUGGCUGGGCUUGUCUGAGCACCGAGCCCAAUUCUUGGACCAUGAGAUUGAUGGCUCCCACCUGCCCGCCUUGACCAAGGAGGACUACGUGGACCUGGGCGUGACCAGGGUGGGCCACCGCAUGAACAUUGAUCGGGCUCUUAAAUUUUUCCUGGAGAGGUGAUGGCUGGCCAGGACGGACCAGCCCGUCGAGAACAAUCCCUUGAGCCCACUGGCCUCUUGACCUCUGACCCCCAGACCAUCCUUAUCCUUCCACCUCCCCAGGGGGCCAGGGACUCUGUUCAAACUUCACCCUGCCCAGUCUCCCUCGGGGUGGACCCAGAUAUUGGCACCUCACAGGAGGGGGGCAGCUGACAGAAACCUGAGUGUGUAACGACGCAGGGAGCCGAGGUGGGGAAGGGAAAAGUGACACGGGGAGACCCAGAAGGAUGGAAGGGUCGAUUUUGCGGGGGGGAGGGGACAGACAGAGCCAUAGAGGGUCAGCCUGGAGCCUGACCGGAUUGGGGGGACAUCCCCCAGGCCGCAGGGGAAGGUAUGCCCUCCGAUUCCACCACCUGCGUCCCUUCAACAGCCCUUCCCACCCUCUCCAGGCCCCUCAGCCUUCCCUCUCCCAGGCAUAGUCCUCCUCUGCCUCUUGCACGCUGGUUGCACGCCUGCUCUCCCGCCCCAUGCUGCAGUUUUGCACACACUUGCCUCCCUUCGCUGUCUUGCACAUUUCUGGCUAGCAAGGCCCUCAGCUCUCGAACACGCGCUGCUUUCCUUGCACAUGCUGCA
This is a messenger RNA of Jaculus jaculus (lesser Egyptian jerboa), 7713 nucleotides long. It is a transcript of the gene Shank1, whose product is annotated as SH3 and multiple ankyrin repeat domains 1. The transcript has 25 exons. The coding region runs from base 635 to 7102 and encodes 2155 amino acids. Gene Ontology annotation, molecular function: ionotropic glutamate receptor binding; synaptic receptor adaptor activity. Gene Ontology annotation, cellular component: postsynaptic density; postsynaptic membrane; dendritic spine. Lineage: Eukaryota; Metazoa; Chordata; Mammalia; Rodentia; Dipodidae. The record is from RefSeq and is a predicted model, not a curated record.